Messenger RNA from Drosophila ficusphila, 2195 nucleotides. It is a transcript of the gene gudu, whose product is annotated as armadillo repeat-containing protein gudu. Gene Ontology annotation, molecular function: protein binding. The transcript has 3 exons. The record is from RefSeq and is a predicted model, not a curated record. NCBI's taxonomy places the organism in Eukaryota, Metazoa, Arthropoda, Insecta, Diptera, Drosophilidae. Bases 107 to 2116 code for a protein of 669 amino acids.
GCCCAAAAUUCUCCUACACAAUAACACAAUAAAUUCCCAUACAUAAACUAAAGACCCAGGCUCAUUGACAGAUAUUUCAGGAAUAAAAUUGGCCAAAACAGAACCCAUGAUUGUCACUAGCAGCGGAACUUCCCAUCAGCGGGGAAAGAAAAUAAGGGAGCAGUGCGGAUCCUGUCCAAACAGGUUCUCCAAGGAUAAGCGCCAGGUGGUCGCCGAGGACUCGGAGACCACGGAAGAGGAAUCGUCCACGGAUGAGGAGGAUCGCUGGAAGGAAGUGGCUAGGGCCGCUGAAAUUCCAGCCGACUAUUACAAUAUCCAGAAACUGGUGAAGUACAUCAAGGCGGGCAAUCAGACAGCCACUAUAGUAUCGUUGUGCUGCUUGAAGGACUACGAUCUGAGCACCCAGAUCAACCAGUUCGCCAUCUCGGACAUCGGUGGACUCGAUGUCCUGGUCAAUAUUCUGGAGUGCAGCGACACCAAGUGUUGUUUGGGCGCCCUCACCGUUCUCUCGGAUAUUACUUUGAACAUCGACAUAAGAAAGACCAUCGUGGAUCUGGAUGGUAUUCCACUGAUUGUUGAUAUACUAAACUCCUCCAUGAAAGAUUUGAAGACCAUGGCGGCGGAGACAUUGGCUAAUGUGUGCAAGGUGCGACUGGCUAGGAAGUAUGUAAGAACUUGUGGGGGAAUCCCCAAGCUGGUGGAUCUUAUCGAUAUCAAAUUAAGCAUUUUAAAAACCCCUCGAGAUCAAUUGAACCCCGAUGAUCUGGAAUCUUUGGAUAUGACACGAGCUGGAGCCCGAGCCCUUUUCACUUUGGCCGAUUCGAAACACAAUAUGGAACAGAUGCGCAAAAGUGGAAUCGUACCCCUGAUGGCUCAGUUACUCAAAUCCUGCCACAUCGAUGUAGUAAUUCCGAUAAUGGGAACCGUACGUAAAUGCUCUUCGGAACCGAAAUUCCAACUGGCCAUCACCACGGAGGGCAUGAUUCCCGAUAUCGUGACCCAUUUGAGUUCCGAAAAUACCGAACUGAAGAUGGAGGGCAGUACGGCUAUCUAUAAGUGUGCCUUUGAUGCAAGUACCAGGGAAUUGGUGAGGGAGGCGGGGGGCUUGGAACCCCUGGUAACUAUUAUAAAAGAAAAGAACUUGAGAGACAACAAACCCCUUUUGAGGGGAGCCACUGGGGCGAUUUGGAUGUGUGCCGUAACCGAUGCGAAUGUCAAAGUCUUGGAUCAACUGAGAACGGUCAACAAUUUGGUGGCUUUGCUGAAUGAUGAAUGUGACGAGGUGUUGACCAAUGUCACUGGAGCAAUUUCCGAAUGUGUGAGGUUCCAAAACAACAGAGAACAACUGCGACAAGCUGGAGGUCUUCCAGCCAUGGUUGCUCUACUCAACAGCUCCCAUGGUCCUUUGCUGGAAAAUCUAGCUAAGGGAUUAAAGGAGUGCGCUGAAGAUCCCGAGAGCAUGAGGAUUUUGGAGGACUUGGAUGCCGUCAGACUGAUUUGGUCGCUUUUGAAAAACACCAGCACCAGAGUUCAAGCUCAUGCCGCUUAUGCAAUUUGUCCUUGUGUUAAAAACGCCCACGAUUCUGCUGAAUUGGUCAGGAGUUUGGUUGGCGCAAUGGAACUUGUUGUGGGUCUCUUAAAAUCCAAGGAUAUUAUGGUUCUGUCUGCUGUUUGUGCUGCUAUAGCCACAAUUGCCCAGGAUCAGACCAAUCUAGCCAUUCUAACCGAUCUGAGGGUUAUCUAUAAGCUGGCCGAUCUUGUCCAGACUACGGAUGACUUACUGCGAAUGAAUUUGGCAGCUGCCGUGGCCGCAUGCGCCUGCUUCGGCAAUAACACCGAGGAACUGGGACGCCUGCGCACUGUGACUCCGAUUGUCACCUACAUGACCAGCGAUAAUCCUCUGGUGCACCGCAGCACAGCCAUGGCUCUGGAGAAACUAUCAAUGGAUCCACAGAACUGCAUUACCAUGCACCAGAGUGGAGUGGUUCCCUUCCUGCUGGAGUGCAUUGGAUCUACUAAUAAGGAGCUCCAGUUGGCCGCCGCUGGAUGUUUGCGGAAUAUCCGAGAACUCGCUUUGCGUGCCGAGGAAUAUCUGCUUAAAAUCGACGAUGACUAGUUUAUGGUCAAUAGCCUGUAAUCCCAUUUCUUGCUUUGUUUUGUUAAGUAAUUGAUGUUUAAAUAAAUACGAAAAAGGA